AUGGCUAAAAUUCACACUCCCAUUCCCAACCUCAAGCUCAAUGAUGGCACGAGCAUCCCAAUGAUCGGCUACGGCACCGGCACAGCCUGGUACAAGUCCGGCGAGGAAUCCAAACUCGACCAGACGUGCAUCGAUGCCGCCAAAAUGUCGCUCGACCUGGGCUACUACCACCAAGACGGCGCGGAAAUGUACAAGACGGAGACGGAGCUGGGCACGGCCAUCAAGAGCUCCGGCGUGCCGCGCGAGAAGCUCUUCGUCACGACCAAAGUCCUGCGGAACAUGACGGAUCUAUCGAGUGCGCUGAAGACGAGCUUGAAGAAGUUGCAGCUGGAUCAUGUUGAUUUGUUUUUGAUCCACUCGCCUUUCUUCAGUGACAAGAAAGAGGAACAUCAGGAGAAGUGGAAGCAGAUGGAGGAGCUCAAGGCCCAGGGCUUGUGCAAGUCCAUUGGCGUCAGCAACUAUCUCCCGGAACAGCUCGACUGGAUCCUCGAAAACGCUACCGUUCCUCCCGCCAUCAACCAGGUCGAAUUCCACCCCUACCUCCAGCGUGAGGAGUUGAUCAAGUAUCAUAAAGCCAAGGGCAUCGCGACGGCCGCAUACGGCCCAUUGUCCGCAGUUACGAAAGGUGCCGGUGGCCCAGCAGAUGAUGUUCUAAACGCCCUGGCCCGCAAAUACGCCGUCAGCCCCGCCGAGAUCUCGUUGAGGUGGUGCAUCGACCAGGACAUUGUUCCCAUUACCACUUCCAGCAAGGAGCAGCGCCUGAGCGAUUAUCUGUUGACGUUCAGAUUCAAACUCACUCCUGCGGAGAUCAAAGAGAUCAACGAAGCUGGCAGCAAGAAGCACCUACGCGGCUUUUGGACGCACAAGUUCGACGAAAACGACAGAAGGUAA
Molecule: messenger RNA, 891 nt
Organism: Neohortaea acidophila
Lineage: Eukaryota; Fungi; Ascomycota; Dothideomycetes; Mycosphaerellales; Teratosphaeriaceae
Product: NADP-dependent oxidoreductase domain-containing protein
Exons: 5
Coding region: 1-891 (296 amino acids)
Molecular function (GO): oxidoreductase activity, acting on NAD(P)H as acceptor
Source: RefSeq, a predicted model, not a curated record